Sclerotinia borealis F-4128 is the source of this 2082-nucleotide messenger RNA. Lineage: Eukaryota; Fungi; Ascomycota; Leotiomycetes; Helotiales; Sclerotiniaceae. The record is from the annotation of a GenBank genome assembly.
AUGGAUUCGAAGAGGAAGGUAAAUGGUGGUGGAAAUUCUUCGGAUCAAGAUGACGCGGAUCGCGCCGCGAAGAGAAGAAAGCUUCCUGUUAAUGGUGAUAUGAGUAAAGGUCAGACACCAGAAACGACAACUUAUUAUGGAUUGAUUCUUCUGAACCAACUGAGAACAGGCCUGGAUAAACAGGGCCGACCGUUUGCAACCAAUUUUCUCACCCUCCCCGAUAGAAAAGAAUUCGCCGCAUACUAUGCGGUGACGAAGAUGCCAGUGGCAUUUGACACUGUUCAAGAAAAGUUGGAUAACCGUGACUUUGCCACUCUGUCCGAACUUGAGAGCUUUUUCAAACGCUUGGUAAAAAAUGCCAAGGACUACAAUGAACGCGAAUCUAUUAUCCAUCGCGAUGCUGAGCGGAUACGAAAGGCGGUGGUCAAAUUCAUGACCGAUAACAAUCCGGAGUAUAAGACAAAUCCAGGCUUGAAACUCGAACCUACGCCUAUCGGGCCCAUCGGAUUAGUCGAAUCAAGACCAGUUGUGCCUAGACCAGCUGAGCCUGCACCUGUGGCUACCGAACAAGAUGAUAGCGAUGCGGAUGCUGAAGGAGAACCGGAAGACUUGGAGGAGCAGCAGCAAAUCAAGAUUGAACCACAACCAAUCGUAAAGCGAAGAGGUCGGCCUCCAAAGAAUCCUGGGGCACCACGCAAGAGUACAACACCUGCUGUGUCUGAUUCACACUAUGCUGGCGUGAGCUUUUCGGGACUUACUUUCCAACAGGCGCAAGAGAAGAUUCUGGCUGACGUCCUCUCACAUAAAGAAGAUCCAGCAGAUGAAUUUUUCGAAUUUGAGCCAUUUGUAACAUUGCCUCCACGUAGUCUGAAGGAUUACUAUCAAGUAAUUCCAAAUCCACACUGCUUAAAGGAUUUACAAAAGCGUGUUAAAGGAACUCAUGGUAAGAGUUCCACGGGUGUUAGCGAUUUUAAGUCAUGGGCCGCGCUUGAAGAAGAUGCAAGUUUGAUAUGGAAGAAUGCAUAUCACUACAAUGAAGACGGCAGCGAAAUUUUUGUUCUAGCGAAGGACCUUGAGACCUUUUUCAAAAAGACUUUAGAAGAAGCGAAAAAGUUUGUGCCUGAGCCUGUGACUCCCAAGAUAAAAAUCAAUGUGAAGGUUCCCGAACCUACUCCUAAGAUUACUCUGAGAGUUGGAGUAGCUACUGGAGGUAGAGCAACAGACUCACCGGCUCCAUUAACCAGUGGCUCUAACGGGACUGCGACCUCUGGGACUUCCUCCAAUAGCGAAGCACGCAGAAAUCCGUUUGUUAGUUCGCACUCUGCCGCGGCUUCUGCUCCAAAUUUUGGCCAGUUGGAGAGAGCUAGGAGCAUGUCAAAUUCUGCAGCAUCUCCAACUCUUUCAAAUGCUGUACCAGUCAAAAGUGAGGAUACUAUACGCAAGUCGCCCGCUGCACCAAUUGAACCCACCCCGCGACCAAUCAGCCAAACAGUCUCGACGCCAAAACCAGCUCCAAGUAACAUGCUUCCACCACAUACACCCAGUGCGUCUAAUCAUAAUACAUAUAACCAAGGUGGUUAUGCACAAUCUUUCAACCACCAGCCCUCACAGAGCGCUGCAAAUCUAGGUCUAGAAUCCAAAUGGAGAGCACCAGGGACAACUGCAGCUCAUGCUAUGAUCACAAACUUGAGUAUCGCAACUCAUCCACGCCUCAAUGUUUCUCGUCAUUUUCAUAUGGACCUGCCCCCGUCUGCAACAUUGGCGCAACAAUCUAUCACGAUCAAUCUCCCUGCGACACAUUAUUACCUUCAAAUCAAGCCGACAAUUGCUCAAGCUUUACUCGAGCGUCAAUACAAGAUUUUUGUUACAUCUGGAGUAACUAGAUUGCAUGCUAUCCCACUCAUACCUAACCAUGGAGUCGAUCCACGGCAACCUCUGUUCGAAGCUCGACUUCUUCCUGGUGUGAAUAAAAUUGAAGUUGAAUUGAUCGCAGCGCUUCCUAAGGGUGCGGCAAAGCCUGCUGGUGGGCCUGAUGUUGAAAUAGAAAAGGUCACAGUAUUCGCUAAUUUGAUGAGAAACUGA